AUGGACGGAACACAUUGUGAAAAAUGGUUCAGCGAGAAGCUGCUCCCAAAGCUUGCCCCCAACAGCGUAAUCGUCAUGGAUAAUGCACCCUAUCAAUCGGUGCAGAUUGAAAAAGUUCCGCUGAUGUCGACACGAAAAAGGGAUAUUCAGGACUGGCUUUCGAGAAAGGGUGUUGCGUGGAGCAAUGAAAUGGUAAAGGCCGAGCUACUGCAGCUUGUUGUAACAGUAAAAAUUCAGGGCAACCAGUACCGUGUUGGUCAGAUGGCUUUCAUGGCUGGCCACACAGUUUUACGCUUGCCCCCUUAUCACUGCCAGCUCAACCCAAUCGAACUGGUUUGGAGUAUGGUGAAGGGGUAUGUGGCUGACAAAAACAAGACGUUCCAGUUUGCCGACCUUGAACCGUUGGUCUUGGGGGGCUUCGCUGAAGUAACACCUUAG
Molecule: messenger RNA, 438 nt
Organism: Ixodes scapularis (black-legged tick)
Lineage: Eukaryota; Metazoa; Arthropoda; Arachnida; Ixodida; Ixodidae
Exons: 1
Coding region: 1-438 (145 amino acids)
Molecular function (GO): nucleic acid binding
Source: RefSeq, a predicted model, not a curated record